Messenger RNA from Carya illinoinensis, 1476 nucleotides. Its product is annotated as probable serine/threonine-protein kinase At1g01540. The record is from RefSeq and is a predicted model, not a curated record. The transcript is spliced from 3 exons. Gene Ontology annotation, biological process: protein phosphorylation. NCBI's taxonomy places the organism in Eukaryota, Viridiplantae, Streptophyta, Magnoliopsida, Fagales, Juglandaceae. The coding region runs from base 1 to 1476 and encodes 491 amino acids. Gene Ontology annotation, molecular function: ATP binding; protein kinase activity.
AUGUCCAAACCAAAUCAGUUUAAAAUAUUGACGUUUUCUGAAAGUAAAAUGUCUGACACCGAGUUCCUUAAACGGUUUAAUGCUUCGAGUUUUCUUCAUUCGGGCCUCCUUCCAGACCGAAAGAAGUUUACUAUGAAGGCUGUAUUCUUAUUGGUUUGUUUUCCUAUCUUAGUGAUUGUGACAGUUGGUUGCUUUGGGUGUCUGUGUCUCCGAAGACCUGAUUUUCUACCCAGAAUGUUUCGUAGAAAGAACAAGUUCACACCGCCAGUGCUUAAGGCAGCAACUGGGGGGUUUUCCAGGAAGAAUUUGGUGGGAAAGAGCGAGGGUGUUGAUAUCUACAGAGGAGUUCUGAGAGACGGUACUGAAGUGAGGAUUGAGAUCUACUGGGAUGGCAUGUCAAGGGAAAACCGACGGAGAUUUAUUGAAGAAUGCAAAGUUGUUACUCAAUUAUGCCACAAGAACAUAGUACAGGUUUUGGGUUGGUGCAAUAGCAGAAGAAUGAGGGCUAUUGUCACAGAAUGGAUGGAGGGCAAGAAUGUCGAGAUAUGGAUAUCAGAGUCAGCUCCCCCACGGAAUCAAAGGCUAAAAAUAUUGAUGGGAGUAGUGAAUGGCAUGUGCUAUCUGCAGGAAGAAUGGCCUGAAGUUGGGUAUGAUCUCAGGACAAGCAGUGUUUUGUUAUCUGAUGACCUAGAGCCACUGAUUUCAAGGUUUAAGCUUGGAGAUCAAAGCAGUAGUUCAAGGAAGAUUUACGAGUUCGGAUUAUUCCUACUGGAGAUAUUAGUGAACAAGAUACCAAGUGAUCAUGAGUUCCAGAGUGGUGAGAAUGGAUUUAUUGAUCAUGUCAGAAUGCAUUAUCCUAGAAAUUUGAGGAAGGUGAUUGAUGAGAAAAUUAAAAUGACAGAACGCAUAUUUGACCAAGCUGAAAAGGUAAUAGGCCUAGGUUUAAUGUGCACAGAUCAGUCAGGCAGUCAUCAUCAUCUGCAGUUGGAUCAGAUUUCUGAUAUUAUAACUAGAGCCUAUGAAUCCUGGGAUGUUUUGGACUCUCCUGUCCAGAAUAGAUCAUAUGUAGAUAGAGACGAAACGCCAGAAUCCAAGCGUGACAUCUGCCCUGUCCUUCGUCGCAACGGAGCCACCGAAGAAUUCCUUCUCUUCCUGUCAAUCUACCUACCGAUAAAGCUAUCGAUAGUACUACUAAAAAUGUUGUCUGCCCCGGUCGAAUUCUCGCCGAUAAGGUCUGCUGGACUCCCUGCAAGAAAUCUGCUUGUCGCUCAAGUGGGGGUCUCUUCGGCGAUUUCAGACCCGCUUAAGAAUUCAUCGGCAACUGAAAUCUCGCCGGCAUUCUGCUUCCUCUCAAGAUUCAAGCACCCUAAAACUUUUGGCGUUGUAUUUAUUGUCGCGCUUUUAGAGACAAGAAAUGUUCUGCAGCAAUAUGCUCGCCGGGGUAUUGAGGUUCGUUUUCGGCAGCCCAAUUCUUGA